Messenger RNA from Rhincodon typus (whale shark), 494 nucleotides. Its product is annotated as centrosomal protein of 89 kDa-like. The record is from RefSeq and is a predicted model, not a curated record. Gene Ontology annotation, biological process: mitochondrion organization; chemical synaptic transmission; cilium assembly. Lineage: Eukaryota; Metazoa; Chordata; Chondrichthyes; Orectolobiformes; Rhincodontidae. The transcript is spliced from 4 exons. Gene Ontology annotation, cellular component: centriole; ciliary transition fiber. The annotation marks the transcript as partial.
AUUUGACAGUUGAAGCUAACCGAGAGCUGACGGAGAUCCGAAAAGAGCUGUUACACGAACUAAAAGAAAGAAAUCAGACAUUGGCUUCGGAAAAUCAGGUCAUUGCCCAUCAGACUCACAGCUUGACGCAGCAGCUGGAGGGGAUGAAGCUUAAAGUGGAACGACUGGAAAAAGAAAAUCAUAAGCAGCAAGAAGUUGACAAUAGCCAAGCCAGGGAAGAUGAAAAAGCGGAACUGCGUUUACUUAGGCAGCAUGCUCAGGAACUAGUGGAUGAAAAUGAUGCUUUGAAAAUGACCAUCCAUCGCUUAAAUGUAGAACUUAGCUGCUAUCAAACCAAAUUCAGGCCGAUACAUAACGAGAUAUCCUGUAAUACUGGCCUUCCAGCAUCAGGACCACCACCACCCUGGCUUGUGGACAUGAAAUUCUUGUCACCCCUACUUUUGGCCUAUGAGGACCGAUUACGGGAAAAGGAUGCUGCAUUGCAAGUACAUGAG